AUGGAACAAAAAUCAGACCAAACUAUUGAGUUAGAAACCGAAGUUAUCUUAAGAGUUCCAUCGGAAGCUGCUGCUACGUUAAGAGAGUUAAUAAAAAAAGAUGCCAAAGAACAACUAAGUAUAAAACUAGAGAAUGAUAUUCGCAAAGGUGAAGUAAUCAUCGGCAAUCAUCAUCUAUUUGCAAAGGUUGUUGAUUUGCCAACUAUCAUUGAAGGACAAAAAACAAUUGACAACAAGACUGUGUAUAAAACUGCAGAUAUAUGUCAGAUGAUUAUAUGCAAAGAAAAUGAAGAAUUUUUACUGUCUGAUGAAGAUGAUAAAACCAAAGUUUUUAAAAAAAAAGAACCUAAUAAAGUUGAUAAAAAAUAUUUGUGGCCACAUGGUGUAACACCACCAUUGAAAAAUGUACGAAAACGAAGAUUUCGUAAAACUCUUAGAAAAAAAUAUGUUGAAGCUCCAGAAAUUGAAAAAGAGGUUAAAUAUCUUUUAAAAAGUGAUAGUGAAGCCCUAAGUGUAAAAUGGGAAGUAGUAUCCGAAACAGAGGUUCAAAACAAUAGAAAAAUUAAAGAAGAACCUUUUAUGCAAGGUGAAAUGCAUAAUGAUCUAAAGCAAGACAUUGCUGAAAGAGAUAUUUUUGGUGAAGCUCUAAGUGAUUCAGAUGAAGAAGCUGGUAACAUAAAUAUAAUGGAUAUGGAUGAAGAUAUGAGUAAUGAUGAUAGUCGUUUCUCUGAUACUAAUUCAUUAAUGGAAGAGAAACCUUCGAUUUCUGGAUCCCAAAAGCUUGUUACAGAGUUUACUAAAGAAAUGUUUAUUUCUGAUGAUAAUUCUCACCAUGGAAUAAAAAAAGAAGAUGGAAUAGAUUCCACAUUUGAUGAAAGUAUGGGUUAUAGAGAUGAUAUAGGUGAUGAUCUUAAGUCCGAAUUAGAACUUAGCGAUGAAAGUAAACAUGGUGAUACACCUGUUUUGUCAACAUUGGUUCCAUUAGAAGCUGGAAAUGUGUCUGCUGACGACAUAAAACAUAAAAUUGAUCAGUUACAACAAGAAAUUGAAGAACUUAAAGAACGUAAAAGACAACAAGAUUUGGAAAUUGCAAAUAUUGAAAAUAUAAAUUUAAGAGAACGUUUUAUAAGUAUAUCUAAUAAUUUACUUACUGAGCAACUAGAAAAAGAACAACAGAUUCAAGAACUUCAAUCAUUUCUUCUUUAA
This is a messenger RNA of Macrosiphum euphorbiae (potato aphid), 1206 nucleotides long. The record is from the annotation of a GenBank genome assembly. NCBI's taxonomy places the organism in Eukaryota, Metazoa, Arthropoda, Insecta, Hemiptera, Aphididae.